CCACGCGUUUGGCCCGACUUGCAAUAUACUCUACACGCACACAACCCUUAUAGACUCCCCAGGCAGCUUCUGUGGACGUUGAUCACAGCUUCUCCUUGUUUUCCCAUAUCAAGUCCCGUCCGCACCCGGCAGUCGAAUCGGUACCCCUCCGCUGAAGCCACCAUGUCCACGUUCGGAACACAUUUCCGGGUCACCACCUAUGGCGAAUCCCACUGCCUGUCGGUCGGUGCCAUUAUCGACGGCUGCCCGCCUGGUAUGGCGCUCACAGAGGCGGACAUCCAACCCCAGAUGACGCGCCGCCGACCGGGCCAGUCAGCCAUCACCACCCCACGCAAUGAAAAGGACCGGGUUGAGAUACAGUCUGGCACAGAGUUUGGCAUAACAUUAGGCACGCCGAUUGGCAUAAGGGUUAUGAACGAGAACCAGCGCAAGCAAGACUACGGCAACCAGACCAUGGACAAGUACCCGCGACCGAGCCAUGCCGACUGGACGUACCUGGAGAAGUACGGAGUAAAGGCUAGCUCUGGAGGCGGCCGGAGUAGUGCUCGUGAGACUAUUGGACGAGUAGCGGCUGGCGCGAUUGCCGAAAAGUACCUGCGUGAAGCCUACGGUAUCGAAAUUGUUGCAUUCACAAACUCGAUUGGAAACGAGUUCCUAUUCCCCCCUACGCCCGAGCAUCCAACUGCAUCCACAAACCCAGAGUUCCUGAAACUCGUCGACACCAUUACGCGGGAGAAGGUAGAUGGGUACCUACCAGUGCGCUGCCCGAGCGACGAGGUUACCAGGCGCAUGGAAGACUUGAUUGCCAAAUAUAGAGAUGCGCAGGACAGCAUUGGCGGCACAGUGGCCUGUGUCAUCAGGAACUGCCCAACAGGUCUGGGGGAGCCAUGUUUUGACAAGCUCGAGGCCAAGCUGGGGCACGCCAUGCUGUCGAUUCCAGCGACCAAGGGAUUUGAAAUUGGAUCUGGCUUUGGAGGGGCACAGGUGCCCGGGUCGAUCCACAACGACCCAUUCAUCAAGGCGCCCGCAGUGCCCGCGGGGGAGAACCCGUCUGCAAAGGUGUUCCGCUCAAAACCCAAGCUCACCACCAAGACCAACAACUCGGGAGGCAUCCAAGGAGGCAUCAGCAAUGGGGCACCCAUCUACUUUAAUGUGGCAUUCAAGCCUGCGGCGACUAUUGGGCAAGCCCAGUCGACGGUGACAUACGACCAAGAGGACGGGAUACUGGAGGCCAAGGGCAGACACGAUCCGUGUGUGGUGCCCCGUGCCGUACCCAUUGUAGAGAGCAUGGCGGCAUUGGUGAUCAUGGAUGCAGUGUUGGCUCAACAGGCGCGACAGGGCGCUCGGAGCCUGCUGCCGGUGAUCAAGGGUGUGGUGCCGGUCCCGACGCAGGGCGGGGGUGACGAGUAGGCGUGGCAGAGGGGCGGCUGCAUGUACUCUAGACAGGAGUUUUGGGCGUUGAGAUUACCAAUCGAAGGCAUUACAUCGACCGUGUGCGGGUGCGGAUGCGGAUGCAGCUGGGGCUGGGGCUGGGGCUGGACGUAGCGGUGCACGCAACCACGGUAAUGGGUGGGCAGGCUAGCUAGCGGCCGCGACGUCUCAGUCUAGGGCGGGUGGAGGGCAGCUAGGCGGCUGCGAUUGUAGAGGUUGGGAUGGAGUCGGAGUCG
This is a messenger RNA of Bipolaris maydis ATCC 48331, 1667 nucleotides long. RefSeq names its product chorismate synthase. Gene Ontology annotation, molecular function: FMN binding; chorismate synthase activity. Gene Ontology annotation, biological process: chorismate biosynthetic process; aromatic amino acid biosynthetic process. The record is from RefSeq and is a predicted model, not a curated record. NCBI's taxonomy places the organism in Eukaryota, Fungi, Ascomycota, Dothideomycetes, Pleosporales, Pleosporaceae. Gene Ontology annotation, cellular component: cytosol.